Pocillopora meandrina is the source of this 6703-nucleotide messenger RNA. Lineage: Eukaryota; Metazoa; Cnidaria; Anthozoa; Scleractinia; Pocilloporidae. The record is from the annotation of a GenBank genome assembly.
AUGAGUUUGAAUACCAAAUCGAUGCGGGACAGGACUCCAAAGUGCUCGAUUGUCCUCAGCAAUGUCUUAGCGAUCGUAUUUCGACCGACAUCAACAGUACACAACUGCGAAAAUAUUCGCAGAGACGACUCGUCUGAAAGCGGCGAUUCUAAACCGUCGCAUCAACUCAACGGAUUAGAAUUAUUCCACGAAUUCAAAGAGGCGAACAAAUCUACAAUGCUAACAAGGCUAACGGAGAGUUUGAGCGAGAUUCGUCUGAAAGGCUGGGUUUUUCCGUUCACAUUACUGAUCAAAGGACCACAUGAAGAUGUUGAAGUGAUCAAGGAGGCUUGGAGACGCCAUUUUCUCCGGAGCCCGGAUAAUUUUAUAAUCAAAGAUAUAGGUAAGUUUAUUUCAGUCAUUCAAGUAGUUUUUUUUUGCUUUUCAGAUUGCGAUCAGUCGAGAUAAAAACGCUUUCAUGAACUCGUCAAUCAGCUUUGCGGGGCUUUCCUCAGAAACUGAUACCUAGAAUUAUUGCUAAGUGUUCCUCAACGUAAUUUGCGUUUAAUUAGACUGCCGAAACCUACUCGCAUUCAAAACUUAUCAUGUUUUGAGCACCGCAACACAUCCCUCAGGGGAACUUGUUCUGACAUCCUGAUCUGUGGAGAGGGAAAAAAACGCUGUAACUCGUUCGAUCUACGCGCACACAGUUAGCGAGUUGUUAUAGGCAAACAAGUAGAUUCUCAGAGCAGGUGUAUAUAAAACAACCGAUGACAUAAGUGCAGAUAGCCGGUCGUACAAUAUUACAGUUCUGUUAUUUCUCAAUAUGAGUUCGCAAGAAUGUUCUUGCCGUGCCAACCUUAGCUUUAUGCGAAAACAAUGUAGUGCAUUUAACUCAAACACCCUACUACGAUCUAGUUCGCUGUUCUGGAUUCACUUGCUAAUGCAGUUACUUCUUUGUAACGUCUUCAAAAUUACACAGAUUAAUAAUUAACACGCUUUUAAACUGAACAGAAAUAUAUCGUUUUAAGAUAGUUCCAGAUAAUCAUGUGCUUCUGAUGCAUUUUACUAUUUUGGUUUUGGCUCAUUUGAAUUUUCCAUUAGGGACAAGAGGUUUUGCUUGACUGGAGAAGAAAAGCUGCGGGCUUCCGAAUGAUAAAUAAGUUUUUACAUGGAUGAUUUCACCCGUGAAUCUGUCGCAGUUAUGUCUCUCAAACAACCAAACUGUUUUCGACAUGAAACACGGUUCUGACUGCUUCAGGCUUUUAAAGCUACAACGAAGAAACUAAAACAACUCCGGAGAUUUUCUAUUUGAUAAACAUAUGAUCAACGUCUGAGUCCAAAAUUAAGUUCAUUUGUCUAUUGUGACGGCUAUUGUCAAUGAAGGCUUUGACAAAUGGCAAAGAAAGGGAUAUUUAAGCGUUUCCACGCGUGAUAUCUUUAAUAAGCCGUGUUCUUGAUGUUUUGAAUGAGUUAAACAGUUCACCGAUACAAAAGAAUACGAUACUAGAAUCACUCUUUAUUAGUUUUCUUUCACUCUUGGACUGAUAGCAGGGUAGCACAUUGUUUCAUUUCGCUCUGCGAUUCAAAUGUUGAUGUUGUCGCACACUGCUCAUUUGCAAAACCUUGGCUAUUCUUUCCAGCCGGAAGUCAUGCUUUUAUAGUGAGUUUUUCGCCGAAAGCUAGGAUUAACAGGAUCUUUCCUGUUCAAAUCCAAUUGUGUUUUUCAAUGGGAAAGGAAUGUCACACAAACUUAAAACAUCUAUCUGUACUCUUAAGUACACAAUAGCAUCAAACAUGGUACAAGCAAAAAGCAAACUGCAUUUGCAGAAGACAUAAUGUCUCGAAUAUUAAAUGAAAACCGGCGGGAGGUAAGAAUCUCACUUGAUUUUAUCAUGUUAUUUUUAUGGUAACUUUUUAUGGAACUUCACAGGGAUUUGUCCUCAAGUUUGAAUUGCAGUUAUUUUCAGCAUCAAAGUAGAUGAGAAUAUUGCUUUAAAAGCCUCCCGAAUGAGAAGGAAAAUUUGAACAAGUGCGAGAAGGAUUGUGUUCGCUUUAACGAUUUUAAGUGAGCAGUCUUUGUCUUCUGCCGUGCAUGACCCGCUAAGACAGUGGGCGGUCCAACUAAUGGGAAGAAAAAUAAAAUUUAGUCAAAACAAAGUAAAAGGAACUUUCAUACUGAGAGGAACAAGGAAUAAUUUUAUAGCAAGAUGAUUAGAAGAGAAUUCGUUUUGAGCGCAAAUGUUCACUGCAGCACGCAAUGUUUUCAGAGAAAAGUUGAAAAGUUUCGGACCAGAGUCCGAUUUUGUUCUGCUGAUAUAACUGCAUCGUUUAAAUUUUUUGCGGUUUGGGAAAGAUACUAUUCCUGUAAACCUUAAGCUUUGCAGUAAUUUGCCAAGUAUUUUUCCUAAUGCACUGUAGUUGUUCUAGAAAACAUCUAAACAAAUUGGUGUUUACAUUUCGGCUGGCUAUGAGCGAUAUUAAGAAUUUUCACUUUUUUUCGGUAAUUUGCUCCGAAGAUAUGAGUAAUGGAAAGAGAGGAGCCCUUUUUUUCAAUUUUAAAUAAUCGUUUCCGUUUUAUUUUAUCUGCUCUCCGUCACAUCAACAUUAGCUGAGUUUUCGUGUUCAUGAAAUGUAACACCGGUGCGCAAAUUCAAGAAAAGCCUAUUUAAAAUUUCAGCAGUGAACAAGUAUGGUAAUAAGCAGGAAAUAAUGGUACUUAAUUCUUGUCAAACUAAUUUUUCUUUUAACCUAUGCAAAAAAAAGGAAAAAUAGAGAAGAAAAGGUAACUUGAAAUAAAUUUUCUUUACUACACUUCCACGUACACGCGCGUGCCCCUCUCCCACGUACACGAGCGCGCGCGGAUACGAUUUGCACGCACGUGAGUUUUCUUCUCGUGCCAUCCGCGCUGCAUCAUCUUAAAAAUUACUGCAGCGAAAUUGAACUAGUGAAUUGAAUAGUGUUCAUACGAUACCGACUCUGUCUGUGAUGUUCCUCAAUUGCUUUUUUUUCUUUCAUUCGAUAAAUGAAAAGUCAGCGAACCGUUUGAAUAUUCCGAAACUGCAAAACCUCCCCCUCUGUCUCAUAUUUUAUCCUGAUAAAUACAUGUUGCUGUGAUGAAAGUUUUUCACCUUCGUCGAUUCAGGACUGAUAAUAGAUUUCCUUGGGAGUACUUGCCUUUCUUUACUUGAAGCCAUCAUUAUGACAGUUGAUUCUCUCAUUCCCGGUCCAUACAGUUGCAAAGAGCUUCGAUAGUCGAUACUCAAUACAAAGCUAAGUUCGAGUAAUGAUUAAAAAAUUAAAAGAGUAAAAUUUUUACAGAAAUACUAGGAUUAUUCGAAAACAAAAAGUGAGGCACGCCUAGCCUCUCUCCCAUGGAGCAACAGAGCCACAUUGAGAGGGGUGGUCAUGAAAUAAGUGCUACACUAUCGUCCGGCUGGCAAUUUUCCGGCUGUUUCAUUAUAAUUCAAGUCGUUUUCUCGACCAAGAGGGGAUCACAUGCUCUUUUACUACCCCCCCUCCCCUCAACCCCACACACACCCCGCGCACGCCUCCCUUCACCGGUUCAUCAAUUCACACCCAUAAUCUUAAAAAGUUUUUAGCGGGAAGUUAUUCGUUUCAACUUUUCUCACGCGCUUCAAACAUUACUCUCCCCAGGCGCUGUAAGCUCUGUUGGUAUGGAAGUUAUCCAGCAAGCUCCAUUCCUUCCAUUAACCAAGUCUCUGAUGGAAACCAUAGCUGCCUUGAAUAGCAGUCAGUUGACAGCCACACAGCAAUCGAUCGCGGAAUACCUGGCAAGAACUUACCAAUACGUACACGUGCCGAAACUCAAUGUGAUUCAUGACUGCCUAGGAAUUCUGAUCAAGGAACGUAGAAUUUACCACACAGGUAAUGGAUACUUUGUGAACGGUCAUAACCCUUUUAACAAACCCACAGACGCGCCAAAAGAAAAUGGCGAGGUUCAAAGCGCGAAAGAAUCGAAGUGCGUGGCGUGUGAAGUCAUUUCAAAAGGAAAAUCAGCGAAAAAUGACAAAAGUAAGAAAAAAGGUAAAGGAAAAGGAGAGGAUAAUGUUAAGGAGAAGGAAAAAGAAAACGAGAAGAGCAGAGAGGAGGCCAAAUUGGAGCGAAAAGCUUCAGUAUCUAGCACUGAGACUAAAGAAGCCAGAGAUGGGAAGUCGUUGACGCCGCAUACACAGGAAGAGACAACAAAGCCUCCGAGUGAAACAGCGAGUGAGACAAGCAGCGAAGGAACAAAUAAGAAGCCAAAGAAACAAAAGAAAGGUGUACUCAAUCAGAUAUCCUGUUUUAUCAAAGGCAAAACCCUUUCCUCUGCAGAGGUAUCUGAAGAUACAAUACAGGAGACAAACAUUCUACCCACCUCUCCCCUUGCUGCUCCAGAGGACAUGUCGCCCUUCCUCAUGAGAAACGAAAAAAGUGUUCUCCAACAACUCAGAUUUAAAAGGACUUUGUCUGCCCCGGCGGGCCAUUCACCUUUGUCUGCGCCACUUCCGAAGCUUCAAGAGUCCAACGAACGAAAACUCAAAACACCGACUCCAAAUCUCCAGGAGCUUGGCAGAAGUAAGUCCUUUUCCGCCACAGAAAAGCGCCCCCAGCUUGUCAUGCGAAGCAAUUCAUUCACUGCUCCAAGCACAGCAACCAGAGUCGCUCGUCAGAUUUCGACCGAGGGUGCUCCUGUGACUUGGGACCGACCACGCCCAAGAAUGAACUACGGAGACAUCAUUCGGAACACACCAGGGAGACGAACAAUCCAUAUCUCUCAACCAAAUUCGUACAAUAUGGGAAUUAUCAGACCCAUGAAUGCGUCUCAACAGCAACCGCUAUCACGAAACAGCCCCAUCACAAGAGAAAUCCCCCGGAAGAUAGAAGGGUCACUGUCACCUUCCAGUAUCCCUCGGUCAUGUGCUUCUCCCUCGAGUGCUCCUCGUUUAAAAGAAAACUCAAAUCAUGCCCGUGUCCCUGUGAUGCGGAGCAAGUCUUUCACGGAACCAGGCGCAGUGAAGCUUCCAAACCGUCAGUUUUCCCAUCGCCAAACGAUCGGGUCACAUUAUGAGUCUCCUCUGCAGCAGCUGUUGGCGAGAAAUACCCCGGGCUACACCUCCCCUCCGAGUAAAGUCGUGCGUGUGACAACUGUUCCUAAAGGAGUCAGGUACCAUGUCCCAGCCAAACACUUACCUGCUUCGCUUAAGAGGACUACACCCGGUACGUUCGCCCGGAAGCAGCAGAAACAACCAUCAACUUUGCCUCAGAGCGGAACUCCUCGAGAGAAACCACCGCCACGCACCGAUUUCUCUUCGCCUAUCUUCUAUGAUACGAGCAAACUCGCUGACAAAGGCAAAAAUUGCUUGAAUAAUGACAAUGUAAAAAAUGCUGGCGGAGAAGCCAAGUUUCAGACUCCAGUCUCUCAGCCAAACUGUACUUUUCAGCAAGCCCGCGGUGCACCAUCCAAUGGUGUCAGCAGUGAAUACAUUUGCAUAGAAGAGAUGUCGUCAACAUCAGCUUCCGAAUUAACUCUAACUGAAGAGAGUGACAGGUGCACGGAGACUAGGAACGAAAAUGAAGACAGAACACAGGGCCUUUACAAAAAAAUCACCGAGGAUACUGUUAAUGAUAGUUUAACAUUUAUUGGUAUUAUUUAGUAAAUAUUAAGGCUGGUACUGAUACUUGAAGCUAGAAAUGAUUGCAGUUUUUUAUCAAAAAAGAGGAAUCGACUAGUUAAUCAUGGGAAAAAAUACAUCUGUCGUGUUCCUAUGGCACGUUGUGCCAACUAAGAUUAUUUUUGCCUUCUCGGAGAUUUGCUGAAUUCGACGCGAGGUAAAAAAUAAUUAAAUUCGAUGAUUUUGUAGUCUGAUAGAAUUUAGUACGUCAAAUUUUGUAUUCAAAUGAAAUGAUUUAGGUUUCUAGAGAGGUUUAUCGGUAGAAAAAUAGAGAAUGUUUAUUCUUAAAAUGAUUUUGAAAGUGAUUUUUUUAAUGAUUCUUGUAGAAGCUUUUUUGGGAAAUGGUGAUGAUGAUAAUAGACCAAAGGAGCACAUUUUUAGAAAAUUUUGAAAACAGAUAUUUGAUACUAAAGUAAACUACAGUAGAUAUCAUAAAUGCUGCAAACUGAUUGGCUAAACUAUACUUGUUAUCUAUUCUAUGAAGACGGGGGAGUACUGGUAAGAAGCAAAACAGCGUGCGGUUGUAAACAAAAUGAAAAAAGAUAUAAGCCUGUCGUAUUUAUAAGUUUUGAAAGACUAGCAGAUUUAAAGCAAAGAAUUAGAUCAUUUGCUCUCGAUUUGUAUACGUAAUAGUUGCUUCUUUCUUCGCCUUCGUCAGCCCUACACAAUAGAAAUCUUGAGCUCGUUAAACAUCAGUAUUAACUGAAGUUGCUUGUCACAGUUGUAGAAGGCAAAAUAUAUUGUCCAAAAGAGCAAGGUGCGGAUUUUUUUUCACCCCUUCUCCACUGGUUCUGGUCCUCCUUUUAUAGUAUAGACCUCUUCUUUCUUGACAUUGCCGACAAUUUUUCAGGUCGCAGAAAUCUGAGAUAUUUUGGCAUUAUAUUUCUCCACCUCUGGCUUCAGUUAUUUUGCAAGUGGAAUAAACUUUAUAAAUAACUUUGUAAAUUAUUAUUUCCAUUCGCGUUGAUACAUCGUUUAUACACCGUUACGUUAACUGCAAUCCAGGUGAAAAUCGUUGGAGUCUUGAUGUAUCAAACGAUAAAUAGCAG